Molecule: messenger RNA, 216 nt
Organism: Strongyloides ratti
Lineage: Eukaryota; Metazoa; Nematoda; Chromadorea; Rhabditida; Strongyloididae
Exons: 3
Coding region: 1-216 (71 amino acids)
Source: RefSeq, a predicted model, not a curated record
AUGAAUUUACAAGCAAAUUUCUCAAAAAAGAAUAAUGAAGAAUUUACAGUUAAAUCUGGUUUUUUAGCUCCACCAAUGGUUCGUCCAAAUAGUCCUCGUCCCCAAAGAGCAACGACUCCGACUGAAACAACAUGUAUUUCUUUAUCAACUGGAAAUUGUAUAAGGUUAGAAACAGGAGGAAUAAAAAAAGAUAUGCCGUCUACAAAUACCAAGUAA